AUGGCGAGCAAGAAGCGGUCGUACGAGAAGCUGCCGUUCGGCGCUCCGCCGAGGCAGCCGGACGAGCCGUUCAAUCCGUUCGUCAACCACAGCGCGCCGAUCGAUACGCCCUACGAGAUCGUUAAGCUCACGCUCAUGUUCCCCGUGUUCCUCGCUCGCGCGGUGCUCAUGUUCGUCUGCUUUAUCUUCGGAUACCUCUUCGCGCGUCUCGCGCUUAUUGGCGCGAAGCACAUCCACACCAAGCCCUUCCCCAAGUGGAGGAGGAACAUCCUGUGGCCCGCUAAGCUGCUGACACGUGGCGUUCUCCUCGCCUGCGGAUACAACUGGAUUGAGGUGAAAGGCAAGAUCGCGUCCAGGGCAGAGGCGCCCAUUAUCGUGUGCAACCAUGUCACAUUCGUUGACCCCGUCUUCCUCUUCAUGGCUCACCUGCCGAUGAUCAUCACGGCUAAAGAGAACAUGAAUAUCUUUAUAGCGGGGACAAUCAUGAAGGCCCUUCAGGCCAUAACAGUUGACCGUGCGUCCCCCACGUCGCGCAAGGACGCAUCAUACGAGAUAAAGAAGCGCGCCAUGUGCAACGACUGGGCGCGAGUUCUCCUCUUCCCCGAGUCCACCACCACCAACGGCCGCUCGCUCGUGUCCUUCAAGACGGGCGCCUUUGCUCCGGGCCUGGCGGUGCAGGCGGUGGUGGUGACGUACCCCUACACGUCGUUUGACCCCUCCUGGGUGGCCGAAGGGCUCCCCGAUAUGACCCUGCUGUGGCGCAUCAUGUCCCAGCCUCACAACCGCAUGCGCGUGGAGUAUCUGCCGGUAAUUGUGCCGACAGAAGAGGAGAAGCGAGAUGCACGCAAGUUCGCAGAGAGGGUCCGUCUGGCCAUGGCGCGGCGCCUCAACCUGGCCCUCACCGACCACUCCUUUGGCAACGUACUGCUGGCGCUCGAGGCGAAGAAGCUCAAGCUGCCGGUGGGCACGGCAAACGUGGAGUUUGGGCGGCUGGAGCAGCUGUUCCGGGUGGACGUGAGGGAGGCGAAGCAGUAUUUGAGACGAUUCCAUGCCAUGGACGUGGGGCACUGUGGCACUGUGAGCUACCCCGGGUUCCUCUCAGCGCUGGGACUGCCCGAUUCGGAGGCUUCUCAGAUGCUCUUUGACUUUCUCGACACCAACGAGCGCGGCACAAUCAACUUCAGAGAGUUCCUGGCAGGGCUGGUCUUUGUGUCGCGCCAUCCUCAAUUCCACGACUCGGUUGAGAAGGCUUUCAAGCGGUUGGAUUUGGACGGAGAUGGACGGCUGACAGCGCACGAGGCCAAGGAGGGCAUGCGGGAGCUCUUCCCUGCGAUCACAGAUGAGCAGCUGGCCAAGCUGUGCGAGCUGCUGGGGCUCAACAGCAAGACGUCUCUCUCCUGGGAUGAGUUUGAGCAUUUCCUCAAGACCAACCCCGAGUAUCUGGUGGCCAUUCUGGCCGCUGAUUUGGCUGAUGCCAAGGUGGAGGAAGAGAGCAGCGAAAUGCCUCCCUCCCUCUCCCCACCCCAUCCUGUCAUGGAACGGACGGAACCAAUUUGGCGGAUCAACUUCAAGGCGUUGUUGAGCCACCUACCUUGCUGCCAAGGUGUUCACCUUUCUCGAUUUCGUCUUGCUCGUCCUGCCAUCACACAGUACUAUCGUGCAAAGGUCAAGAUGGUGAUGGAUAAGGACGCCAAGAUCUAUGUGGCUGGCCACACCGGUCUUGUGGGAUCAGCCAUCUGCAGGAAGCUCAAGAAGGAGGGAUAUAACAAUGUCGUCGGAAAAUCCAUUGAGGAGCUUGAUCUGACACGGCAAGCGCUCGUCGAGGAGUACAUGAAAACGGAGAAGCCUGAUUAUGUCAUCGUCGCUGCUGCGAAAGUCGGCGGAAUUCACGCUAACAGCGUCUACCCCGCCGAUUUCAUCGGAAUCAAUCUUCAAAUCCAGACCAAUCUCAUCGAUGCCGCUUACAGGGCCGGAGUGAAGAAGCUUGUCUUCCUCGGAUCGUCUUGCAUCUACCCGAAGCUUGCUCCCCAGCCUAUUACUGAGGAUGCUCUGCUAACCGGACCCCUGGAGCCCACGAACGAGUGGUAUGCCGUUGCCAAGAUCGCCGGUAUCAAGAUGUGCCAAGCCUACAGAAUUCAGUACAACUUCGAUGCCAUCUCAGCGAUGCCGACCAACAUGUACGGCCCGUACGACAACUUCCACCCGACCAACUCCCACGUGCUGCCUGCUCUGAUCCGACGGUUCCACGAGGCCAAGAAGACCGGAGCCAAGGAGGUGGUCUGCUGGGGUACCGGCACUGCUCUGCGUGAAUUCAUGCACACGGAUGAUCUCGCAGAUGCUCUCGUCUUCCUGCUCAACAACUACAGCGACAUUCCCCACCUGAACGUGGGAACCGGCAUCGAGCUCACGAUCAAGCAGCUCGCGGAGACGGUCAAGGAGGUUGUGGGGUACGAGGGCGAGAUCACGUGGGACACGACCAAGCCCGACGGCACGCCCAGGAAGCUCAUGGACAGCUCGAACCUGCACAAGCUGGGGUGGAAGCCCAAGGUGGGGCUCAAGGAGGGCCUCACGGAGGUGUACAAGUGGUACCAGGAGAACUACAAUGUCUGA
Molecule: messenger RNA, 2610 nt
Organism: Closterium sp. Naga37s-1
Lineage: Eukaryota; Viridiplantae; Streptophyta; Zygnematophyceae; Desmidiales; Closteriaceae
Source: the annotation of a GenBank genome assembly